This is a messenger RNA of Mus pahari (shrew mouse), 561 nucleotides long. Its product is annotated as basic proline-rich protein-like. The transcript has 6 exons. NCBI's taxonomy places the organism in Eukaryota, Metazoa, Chordata, Mammalia, Rodentia, Muridae. The coding region runs from base 1 to 561 and encodes 186 amino acids. The record is from RefSeq and is a predicted model, not a curated record.
AUGGCGACGCCGCUGCGCUGCCUCCUCCUCCUCCUCCUGCUGCUCCCGGGCCCGGCGCGCGGCCUCUACCCGCGGCUGCCCCAGGACCCGCCCCGCGACCCCCACGACCCCGGACGUGAGCGACGGCGGCGUGGACCCGCCCCCCAGGCCCCGCCCACCGCCUAUGCCGCAGCCCCGCCCCCAGCCGCCGCGGCCACGCCCCCCGCCCGGCCCCGAGGACGCGGUGGGAGGGCUCCGCCCCCUCUGACGUCACCGCCCCGCGACCCCGCCCCUGCUCAUGAAUAUGCAAAUGCGGUGACACCCGUGGGGCUCUUGGGCGGGGCCUCCCCUGACGUCACUUCCUGUCUCCUCUCACCCACCCCGCAGGAGGAAGUCACGACCACGGAGGCGGGACAGGAAGCCCCGUGGCCUCCAUCGUCUCCCCCGUCGUCUCCGUCGUCGUCCUCGCCCUGCUCGGCGCCGGGGCCGGAUACAUCCGGUCGCGCCGGGGCGGGGCCUGCCUGGGGCGGGGCCGCGAGUCGCAGCCGGUGUGAGGACGACGCCACGGCGACCCCGGGAUGA